Messenger RNA from Suillus subaureus, 1931 nucleotides. Its product is annotated as cytochrome P450. Bases 120 to 1595 code for a protein of 491 amino acids. Gene Ontology annotation, molecular function: oxidoreductase activity, acting on paired donors, with incorporation or reduction of molecular oxygen; iron ion binding; monooxygenase activity. The transcript is spliced from 17 exons. Lineage: Eukaryota; Fungi; Basidiomycota; Agaricomycetes; Boletales; Suillaceae. The record is from RefSeq and is a predicted model, not a curated record.
UCGAACAUCUCAGGAAGAAUUUGCCGCUCAGGGUGGUAUCGUGAAUUCGGCGAUAAGGCUCUGUUCUGGUAUCAGAUUUCAAAAUACUGAACGGCAUGAAAAUUACAUUCGAUGAUAGAAUGUUGACAAACUUAUCAUUGUUUACUGCCAGUGCCUUAGGCAGCGCUAGCGCUCUUAUUUUGGCCCUUGUUAUUCCCCUCCCUGUGAUAGGCAAUCUCACGCAUAUAAGUCUCACUGAACCCUGGUUGACGUACACAGCAUGGAAAAAGAUAUAUGGUGAUCUGAUUCGUGUUCGAUUGAUGGGACAGGAAAUUGUUGUCAUCAACUCAGAGAAAACUGCACGCGCACUGUUGGAUCAACGAUCUGCUGUUUACUCAGACAGACCUAGUAUCCUUCCGGCCAGGAAAUUCUUUGGUGUCGAGUGGCUAACGACUCUUUUGCCCUAUGGUGCAGAACUAAGAUCUCAUAGAAAGCUGUUCCAUCAUGCAUUACAUGCAGAAUCAUCACUUCGCCAGCGUGAGAAUUACUUGCAUAGAGCCAGGUUCCUUCUUGCUAGCUUGCUGCACGACCCUGAGGGUUUUAAGGCACAUCUUCACAGCUUUGCUGCAGCAAUCGCCAUGAGGAUUACGUAUGGAUACGAAGUGCAGUCAGAGAACGACCCAUAUGUUUAUGCGGUCUCGGAAUUAAACACAAUGAUUGCGAAGGGGCUCACUCCCGAGAAAACAGCCAUUCUCUUAGCAUUUCCUUUUCUUGUACAUGUCCCUGUAUGGUUUCCGGGUGCGAAGUUGCAGCGCGAGGCGUUGUAUUCAAGGCAGUUGGCCCAAAAGGUGCUUAAUGCGCCUUUCGAGUUUACGAAAUUGCAGAUUGCAGCCGGAACUGCUUCACAAUCUUUGGUGUUCGAUUGCUUGACGCAAAUAGACGAGGACAACCAUGAAGCACAGGAGUCCGUGAUCAAGGCAACCGCAGCGACAACUUCUUCGACGUUGCAAGGAUUUAUUCUCGCCAUGAUUCUCUACCCAGAAGUCCAGGCCAAAGCGCAAGCCGAAAUCGACGCUGUCGUGGAUUCGACAAGGCUGCCAGGUUUCGAAGAUAGGCCUUCAUUGCCCUACGUCGAAGCUAUCGUCAGAGAAACGUUUAGAUGGAUGCCUUCAUCACCGCUAGGGAUCCCGCAUGCUACGUCAAGCGAUGAUAUAUUUGAGGGAUACUUAAUACCAAAGGGGGCAUGCGUAUCCCUCAAUAUCUGGGCGAUCAAUCUAGAUGAGGAGAAAUAUCCCGAACCAGACGAAUUUAGACCUGAGAGGCACUUUGCCACGGACGGGUCACUGCUGUCGGAAUCGUUCUCGAACAACAUUGUCUUUGGUCUAGGUCGACGAAUUUGUCCGGGACGGUUUGCUGCGGAGUCGACUGUGUGGGCUGCCAUUGUUUCUAUUCUCGCAACUUUUCGUAUAGAGAAGGCGAAGGACGUCGACGGCCGUGAUGUUGAUGUGGAGAAACGCUUUACAACCGGGCUGGCAAUACACCCUGUCCCUUUCCGUUGCGCAUUUAUAUGUCGUUCUGCGCAAAAGGAGAUGAUCAGAGAAUAUUUAGACUCCUGACCUACGCUUGACUGAGAAAUGUUUCCAGCAUAACGUUUUAUGUAACAGUAUAUGAUAAUGAAGAAUGGAUGGAAACUCGCCAAACAUCCUUUAAGCCACUCCGCCGACGAUGGAUCCUCUUCGGACGUUGACAAUGAAUUACAAUAAGAGAUAUUUGUACACUGCGUUCGCUGUCGUGUUGUCGUUUAAAAAUAGCGCUCGAAUGUCCUGCUGACAUCGCAAGACAGACAGAGCGGUGUAUAGCUGUCCGCCGUGAGCGAACGAAUGGAUGGCGGAAUGAAGGUCUGUGCUGUUUUCAGUCACUGUCACGGUGCACGGGAAUUCUAAACAUAUAAU